Messenger RNA from Conger conger (European conger), 1274 nucleotides. It is a transcript of the gene drc8, whose product is annotated as EF-hand calcium binding domain 2. Gene Ontology annotation, molecular function: calcium ion binding. The record is from RefSeq and is a predicted model, not a curated record. The coding region runs from base 329 to 859 and encodes 176 amino acids. The transcript has 11 exons. NCBI's taxonomy places the organism in Eukaryota, Metazoa, Chordata, Actinopteri, Anguilliformes, Congridae.
CGAAUCAAUCACCAUGUGCAUCUUUGUCUGACGCCUCAUAACUGUGCAUAAUGACAGCCAGAUGACUGGGAGUGGAGAAGUCUACGAUGUUGAUCAUUUUAACAAAAGAUGAUCUUCAGCCUCAUAAUGGAUUCCUUGACUGUCAUUGUCACAACUUUGUUCCUCAUGUUGACAUGCCAAUGAAAGUCUCCAAAGGCAAUUGAGAGCCUAGAAUCAAGGCUAGAUACUGAAAGCUUUCUUAUGUCUGCACUAAGGAAGCGAUUGAAUUCAAGACACAGACAACAAGCCGACUGUCCAACUCAAAUCAAAGCAACAGUGUACACACACCAUGGCUGAAGACAAGGAUGGUGCAGAGGCUGCAGUGUCCGAGGUGCAUAAAAAAAUCAGUGCCGCCUUUAACCUAUUUGAUGAUGAGUCCAAUACGACAGUGGAUGUCAGAGAGGUUGGUACCAUCAUAAGAUCACUAGGCUGCUUUCCUACUGAAGCAGAACUGCAUGAGAUCCUCACAGAGAUCGAGGAUGAGGAGCUGACAGGCUUAGUACGCCUUGAGAAAUUCCUCCCAGUCAUGACGAAGGUGCUGAUGGAGCGCAAGUUCCGUCCCGUCCCAGAGGAGCUUCUCCUCCAGGCCUUUGAGGUCCUGGAUCAGGAGAAAAAAGGUUACUUGGAGCCAGAAGAGCUUAAAAGAUUCAUGACGCAGGAAGUUCCAUUGCAUUUACUCAACAUUAACAAUUUGUGUGAGACUGGAGAGCCCUUUUCCAACGACGAGAUGGAGGAAAUGCUGUCGGCUGCAGUGGACCCCGACAAGAACGUCAUCUUCUACAAGGACUUUGUGGGCAUGAUGACCGUCAGAGACCCAUGAUGAUUGCUGUCAUGCCCCCACCCCCAUGAAAACAAAGGAGGGGAAAAGACACAAAAUGGCUGACAAAAUGUUUCCCCCUGACACAGUGCACAUUGGUUUUCACACAUAUACCCCCUAGACCAAUGGGAUUGCUCAUGACCUUUUGUGUGACGCACAUAUAGAGGUUUCAUAAGUAUUGCCUUUAUGCAAUACUGAUGCUCCCACAAGGGAUUUUAUCACAAGAGAGCAUUUCAAUGGGAGCAGGCCUUUGUCAGCUGAGUGGCACUUGGACUGAAACGUGUCAUAAUAAAAGUUUGCUCCUGAGGGCAUUUACAGAGUACCUAUACAUUUUUAUUUGCUCAUCUAAGAGAGCAAGCUCAACUAACCAGAGUAAUGUACAUAUGUUUAGACACUAAUGACAUUAAAAAAAAAAUGA